GUCACGUGAGCCGCCAAGAUGGCGGCGCUGGGGCGGGAGCCUCGGCUUGGCCUGAGGAGUCCGAGUGUGGCGCCCGUGGGCGCCGAGGAAGAGCCCCAGGGCCUUACGGGGGCAGCAUAUACACAUGGUCAGCCCAGCCUUUCUCUGGGAGAUGGAAUGCUCAGAAGAACAGUGAUUUUUGAAUUCAUAGAAAAGAAAUUGGAAUACCUUAGAAAUGAAAAGACUUUAAAAAGAACAGUAUUCUUUGGAACAACAGCUGGUUUCUCUGGAAUAUUGGCAAACUUUAUUUUCAGGAGUUGCUUCAAGGUUCAACAUGAUACUUUAAAGACAUAUGCAUCAUUGGCCUCUCUUCCAUUUUUGUCUACUUUGGUUACUUACAAAUUCCUUGUAACUGAUCCUUUAUAUUCCGGUAAUAUAAGCCAGGAAAAUUGUGCUCUGAGAAGUUCACUUGUUGGCAUAAUAUGUGGUGUUUUGUAUCCCAGUGCUUUGGCUUUUUCUAAAAGUGGGCGCCUGGCAGUCAAGUAUCAUACUGUUCCAUUGCCACCAAAAGGAAGAGUUUUACUUCACUGGACGUUGCUUUGUCAAACACAGAUAAAAGUAAUGGCAGUACCUCUAGCCUUUCAAAUCAUCUUCGGAAUAGUUCUUGGUCUAAAUCAUUAUGCAGCAUUUGAAAGUACAGUUGAGAAAACUGUAAAUAAAGACUAAUCAAAGAAUAAAAAUACUACGAAGUCAGUAAAAUUGACUUUUUAUAAUGAGGACUCAGUUACUGCUGAAAAACUUAAAGGAUCCCUGGAUAGACAGUGUGUUUCUAUUACUUUUGCCUAGUGUAACAUGAAUUCAAUAAACAUUCGUAAUUCUGAAUAAAUGUUGCUUUUUUC
This is a messenger RNA of Sorex fumeus (smoky shrew), 878 nucleotides long. It is a transcript of the gene TMEM126B, whose product is annotated as transmembrane protein 126B. Gene Ontology annotation, biological process: mitochondrial respiratory chain complex I assembly. The coding region runs from base 19 to 705 and encodes 228 amino acids. Gene Ontology annotation, cellular component: mitochondrion. Lineage: Eukaryota; Metazoa; Chordata; Mammalia; Eulipotyphla; Soricidae. The record is from RefSeq and is a predicted model, not a curated record. The transcript is spliced from 5 exons.